Messenger RNA from Trichoderma virens Gv29-8, 309 nucleotides. RefSeq lists its product as uncharacterized. The record is from RefSeq and is a predicted model, not a curated record. The transcript has a single exon. The coding region runs from base 1 to 309 and encodes 102 amino acids. NCBI's taxonomy places the organism in Eukaryota, Fungi, Ascomycota, Sordariomycetes, Hypocreales, Hypocreaceae.
AUGAUCCUUAGCCUUGCAAGUCUUGGCCUCGCAAUUACACCAUUUAAAUACCCUUAUCUCGCCUGUGGAGGACGUGGUCCGAAUCCACAUAAAUGCCCUGCGUCCUGGACUUGUAAAGAUGACCUUCGAACACCAGACAACUGUGGAUUGAAAUGCGGAAGACCUGGUAUCUGCGUACCUAACAAUGCCCCAUCCUGUGGAGGGAUUACCGGGAAACGGUGUCCAGCGUUCUUCACGUGCUAUGACACUCCAAAUGAUGGCUGCGAUCCGACAAAAGGCGGUGCUGACUGCCUUGGUAUUUGCUUGUAA